CGUUUAUUAAGAUCAGUAGCGGGUUUUCAAGCAGUAAUUUGAUUUAUGAUGUCUGCGCAAGAAACGAUUGCUUUGUUUAUAAUAGGAUAUUUACUAAGGUCAUGGGCAGACGCAGACCCAACCCAGAUCCCUAUAUCGGCCAUCACUGUGACAUCGUAUGGUACUCCAUACUGGUACUGGAACGCAGAUAAAGUCAAUGACGGCUCAUUAAAUCAAAGAGCUGACGACUGUAAUUGCUGCACCGCACUAAGGAGACCAUCGAUGGUGCAAUUAAAACUGAACAAGACUCACAUUGUGGAAAAAGUUCUUGUUUUGGGACGUACAGAUUAUGGUACACGUACAGAUUUACGUGCUCAAUUUGACAACAUCUACAUGUCAAUAGGUCUAAUGUCAGAAUACCUUCAAUUAACAUCGAAAAAUGAGACCGUUGCGGAGAUGAGGCUAACUCCUCCUCGUGAAAUACAGAUUGUUCGGUUUACGGGUAGUGGAUAUGGUUACAUGACAAUAUGCGAGAUAUUGAUAUACCGACAAGAAGACUGCCCAAUCGGAAAUUACAGCGUUAACUGUUCCGAACAAUGCCAUUGUCGUGUGGCGCCGUGCGACAGUGUUACAGGUGAAUGUUGGAAUGGGGUCUGUGAAAACGGUUGGAAAGGAAAAGCGUGCAAUGAAACAUGCAACACAGGCUCAUUUGGUGCUAACUGCUCAUCCAUAUGCAAUUGCGAUAACAACAUGACUUGUAACCAUAGUGAUGGAUCUUGUCCCAAAAACCAAUGCGCUGCCGGAUGGACGCAUGACAACUGUAGCGUAGCUUGCAAUCAAGGAACUUUUGGAAAGAACUGCUCCUCCCCUUGCAAUUGUCUACACGGAGCAAGUUGUGACCAUGUUUCCGGUCACUGUCCUGAUAACAAAUGUGCGCCUGGUUGGAUUACAAGUAACUGUAGUGUUGCCUGCAACUCGAGAUCAUACGGACAAAACUGUUCAAUGAACUGUCACUGUGACAAGUGCCAUAAAGUUACUGGAUCCUGUUCAUUGUCUUCACAAUGUCACGAUGGGUACAGGAUGGAUAACGGUUUCUGCAAACCGCAAGAAGAGUCAAGAGGAAUUAAUACCAUUAUGAUCGCUGGAGUUGUUGGUGGUUGCGUCGCAGCUAUACUUAUUGCCAUUGGUAUUGCUGGCGUAAUUGUGUGUUACAGGAGGCGAAAACUUGAAUCCGGGCCAAAGAGUCAUCAUGGGGUAUCUAUACUUUCGAAAAUAGAGCCAGGUUUCGACGAGAUUGAUCGAGCUAAAAAUGUUGAACAUGUCUCCGUCGAUGAUACAACACAUAUCAGUUCAAAAGAUGUCAGCAAGAGAUUGCCUGGUGUGGUAAAUUCAACAGAUCCACAGUGUGAUGACCCCAAUUACUACAGCUUUAAGACAGUUUCCCCUGGAAUCAAAAUUCAUGAUCUCUGGGAUUACAUUCACGAGAAAAGUGAUUCAAUAUUCUUUGAUGACGAGUUUAAAAAAUUGCGAAGCGGGCUUAUUCAUAAGCACGACAUAGCAUCGUCUGAAGAAAACAAGGGAAAAAACCGCUACAAGAAAAUGUAUGCAUACGACCAUAACCGCGUGCCCUUGACAAAAGAUUUUGAAGGGGAUUCCGAAUAUAUCAACGCGAGCUUUAUACACGGAUUCCAGAAGAUUAAGAAAUUCAUCGCUUCUCAGGGCGCCACUGAGAAAACGCUGGAGGAUUUCUGGCGUAUGAUAUGGCAGCAGAAGGUAGACAAGAUUGUGAUGUUGACAAACCUGGUCGAAAUGGGAACGCUGAAAUGUCUUCAAUAUUGGCCGGAGGAGCUGAACGGUGUCUGCAAGUAUGGACGUGUUGACGUCAAAUACUUUGAUGUCGUGGAGACGGGCGAUUACAAUGUCCGGACAUUCCAAGUUACGAAGGUCCAUGAUACCAGGGUAGUAAAGCAGUAUCACCUCAAGGCGUGGCCUGACAAAGAUGUUCCCGACACAGCCUGGUGUCUUGUCGACUUUUUGAGAGCGGUGUACACUCGGGAUGAGCAGCAAUCACCAAUCCUUGUUCACUGCAGCGCUGGUGUUGGGCGAACAGGAACAUUUAUUGCUCUUGACAACCUCAUUUCACAAGCAAAGAUGGAGAAAUGCGUGAGACCUUUCCAGAUGGUCGAGAAUUUGCGAGAACAAAGGGUCAGCAUGGUCCAAACAAAGGAACAGUACGUCUACCUACACGAGGCCCUGGCAGAGGCUCUCCUGAUUGGGACACAUCACGUGACGACCGGACAGUUCGAACGUGUCUACAACUACAUGAUGGGCCGUAAUGAUGACUCGACAGUCACCCGACUAGAACACCAGUUCGAACUAGUGAGGCAAAGUGUGGAACAUCUUCCAGUACAGCUAAAAGAAGUGUCCAGUCAAGAAGCAGAAUAUGGCAAUAUUGAGACAGUCGGGACUGAACUACACGCUUAUCGAGCUCAACAGAAUAGAAUGAGCGAACAGCCAUUUGAACUCAAUAUCCCGACUUUUAGUUCAAAGAAUGGAAUAUGUGUGGUUAGCAGACCAACGGUACCACAGCUGUCGAUGUUUUGGUCUCGUCUGGAACAACGUGGUUCAGUAACGCUGAUCGAUAUUUCAUCGAAUGGAAGUGACACGAAAUACGUACUCAUAGAUGGACAAGACGGGGAACAUUUAGAAAACGGAACUGCGUCUGUUAUGAAAGAGACGCUACACAACGGAUUUGUUGAAGUAAUUUAUUCCGUGAAGAAAAACGCACACGAGAGUGGCUGCGACAAAACCAUCAGACACUUUGUGUUGACUUCAUGGAAAGGAGAUGAUACACACACAGAGAGGGCAUCACUUCUCAAGAUGAUAGAGGCGGUACAAACGUGGCAACCGGAAAUGAAAGACGACGAACCAAUAUUUAUACUUGACAAUACCUGUUUCCAGAAAUGCGGUGUCGUGGCUGUUCUGAUUAACGAGAUUUAUCGCAUAUCAGCACAGAAUGGACAAAUUAACAUCUUAGAAUCUGUCAAGACAAUGGUGCAAGGAAAUAGUCCUCUUAUCCACAGCAAGAUGCAGCUGAAGUUCUGCUAUGACGUCAUAUUGGACUAUGUGGAACAGCAAGCCACUUAUCAGAACUAUUAAUAAUAAGUCUACUAUAAGACCUCUUUCCUUUAUUAAAGCUCCUUUGAUAGAGAUUAGCUUACCUGGCGAACUGGGUUGAUUUUAAGGUUUCACUUCUUUAUAUUGAUAAAACAAGUUCAAGUUUGGAUUAUGUCUUACAAGAAAAUGACUCUUUCCUCUUGAUCUAUCUGCUUGAAUUAACUUCCUCUCACAUCGGUCACUGUUGUUGACUAUGAAAUGUCACCUGAAUCUUUUCAAUAUAGAAAAACAAUGAAGAGAAUUUGAUUGGUGAUAUGGAGAAAAUAAGCCCACAACAAACAAAGUUAAAUAUUUCUGAACCUUAAAAAAUAUUACUGAGACUUUAUUGAAUGGGCUGAAACUACUGGCUGUUGUUGGUCGAAAACAAAAGCUGUUUUAUGUAAUUGGCAGAAAUGUUACGGACAAAACCGCUCGAAUAUGAAUUAAAGCUUGAAUGCUGUGUUUAUAGUGCCAACUUAUAGUUUAAUUUAGUUUCAUGUUCAUAUUUGCUACUUUCUAGAAGUAUUUGUUUUAAAACAUAAUAUUAUGUGUUCAGUUUAUAAUUUAAAUUUCUUAGGAACAAUAUAAUAAUAUAAACUUUAAA
Molecule: messenger RNA, 3739 nt
Organism: Dreissena polymorpha
Lineage: Eukaryota; Metazoa; Mollusca; Bivalvia; Myida; Dreissenidae
Product: receptor-type tyrosine-protein phosphatase epsilon-like
Exons: 25
Coding region: 46-3138 (1030 amino acids)
Biological process (GO): protein dephosphorylation
Cellular component (GO): membrane
Molecular function (GO): protein tyrosine phosphatase activity
Source: RefSeq, a predicted model, not a curated record